Messenger RNA from Elgaria multicarinata webbii, 5668 nucleotides. RefSeq names its product solute carrier family 43 member 1 (gene SLC43A1). The transcript is spliced from 16 exons. Gene Ontology annotation, molecular function: L-amino acid transmembrane transporter activity; neutral L-amino acid transmembrane transporter activity. The record is from RefSeq and is a predicted model, not a curated record. Gene Ontology annotation, biological process: neutral amino acid transport; transmembrane transport. Bases 362 to 2089 code for a protein of 575 amino acids. Lineage: Eukaryota; Metazoa; Chordata; Lepidosauria; Squamata; Anguidae.
UUUUCUCCGGGGCUCGCCGAACUUCUGCCGCGGCCGAGUGGCAGCCCCUGGCAGCUCUUCCAAAUUCCUCGAGCGAGGCUGGAGUGAGCUUAGCCCGUCGCUGCUAGAGUAGAGCCGUCCUAGGCGGGCCAGCGCUUUGCAGGCAAACACCUCGAGGGGAAGGAGCCGCGACUCCAUUUCAGCCCGCCAAAGGCUGGGAGCCGUAAAAAUCAUUAAAUCAGUCGAGACCCACCCUGUUCUAUCUGUGGAACUCCAGACGUGCCAGCCCCAGAUGUUCAAAAUCAAAAGACUGCCUUCAGAACUUGUGAGGUCGGCAUAACCCUUGGAGCCUUUACGACCUGGUCUCCAAGCCAGUGAGAAGAUGGCGCCCACUCUGCAGCAGGCAUACCGCCGGCGCUGGUGGAUGGCCUGCACCGCAGUGAUAGAAAAUCUCUUCUUCUCAGCGGUCCUGCUGGGCUGGGGCUCCUUGCUUAUCAUGCUCAAACAUGAAGGAUUCUACUCUCACGUGUGCAUAGGCGGGAAUAGCACCAACGGCUCCGGUGUAGCCAACACAUCUCACCCGUGGCCCAGCUGUGUGAAACAGGAGGAGAUGCUCAACCUGGGCUUCACCAUUGGCUCCUUCUUGCUGAGCGCUGCUACUUUGCCCCUUGGGAUAUCCAUGGACCGACUCGGCCCCAGGCCGCUCCGCCUGAUUGGCAGUGCCAGCUUCACACUCUCCUGUGUUCUCAUGGCCCUGGCUGCCUACAACCCACCAGUUCUUUCUCCGCUGAUCUUUCUCGGCCUUUCCCUGAAUGGCUUUGGUGGGAUUUGCCUGACCUUCACCUCCCUAACUCUGCCCAAUAUGUUUGGGAACCUGCGAUCUACCUUUAUGGCGCUCAUGAUUGGCUCAUAUGCUUCCUCCGCUGUUACCUUUCCUGGGGUCAAGCUGAUCUAUGACGCUGGAGUUUCCUUCAUCACCAUCAUGCUUGUCUGGUCCAGCCUGGCUUGCCUCAUCUUCCUCAAUUGCUUGAUCAACUGGCCCCAAGAGUCCUUCCCAGCUCCCGAGGAAGCCAGCUACACGAAGAAGAUCAAACUGAGCAGCCUAGCCCUUGACCACAAGGUGACGGGUGACCGAUUCUACGUCCAUGUGACCGCUGUGGGGCAGCGGCUGAGUCAGAGAGCCCCGCAUCCGGAGGGGGGCAAGGAGGAGCUCUUCCCAUCUGCGCAGGACCUUUGCCAAAGGCCCCCAGAAUCCUCCCAGCGCCCUGUCCCCUUCUGCCGCAGCGUCUGCUCGCCCAUCUUUCUGUGGAGCCUCUUCACCAUGGGCAUGACCCAGCUGCGUAUCAUCUUCUACAUGGCAGCCAUGAACAAGAUGCUGGAGUUCCAAGUGAUGGCCACCAAGAAGACUGAAGACCUGGAGGAAAAUGCUGAGGAAAUAGUCAACUUCUACUCCUCCAUCUUUGGUGUCAUGCAGCUACUGUGCCUUCUCACCUGCCCCCUCAUUGGCUACGUGAUGGACUGGCGCAUGAAGGACUGCGUGGAUGGGCCAGGAAACACAGGCGGCGCUGCGUUGGCUAGGACCACGGAGAAAGGAAGGCCACCCAGAGGUCGCUACCGCAAGAUCCAGAAGCUCACCAAUGCUAUCCGUGCCUUCAUCAUCACCAAUUUGCUGUUGGUGUUGUUUGGUAUCACUUGCCUGAUCAACGUCCUCCCUCUACAGUAUGUGACCUUCAUCCUUCACACCAUGGUGCGCGGCUUCUUCCAUUCUGCCUGCGGAGGCCUCUAUGCUGCUGUGUACCCGUCCAACCACUUUGGCACGUUGACCGGUCUACAGUCAUUGAUCAGUGCUGUAUUUGCUCUCCUCCAACAGCCGCUCUUCAUGGCUAUGGUGGGGCCGUUGAAUGGCGAUCCCUUUUGGGUGAACUUUGCCCUCCUCAUCUUCUCUUUUGUGGGCUUCCUGCUCCCCUGCUAUCUCUUCUACUACCGCCACAGACUUCUGCAGAGGCAAAAAGCAAAAGAAAGGACAGAUCAGGCUUACGCCGCCAGUGUGAAACUCCAGGACAACGCAGCCAUCAAUGGCUUGUUGAGCAAUGAUGCAACCACUGUAUAAGUCGGGUGGGGAAGGUGGGGAUCCUGUAGGUGACAUUGAGCAGAAUGUGGAAUUGGAGUGCCUAGCAGAUGGAACGAGAAACUAUUAGGAAAGGGAGGGGAGAAAUACUGUGAGAAUUUUAUAUUUGGAAACUAUGAAAAUAACAGAGGUGCUUUUAAUGCUCAACAAAUGCAUAUCUAUAUUUAUAUCUAUGUUUUUUAUAUAUAUAUAGAAUGAAAGAGAACUCUAUUUUUUUGCAGAGUAUUUUAAACAGCCCAAUGACUUUUAAAUAGAUGAUUAGGACGUCAGUCAAUGAGCAUCAGAGACCUAGAAUAGUUUGUAUAAUCAUCUGUCCUCCUCUCUUGUAAAGUGUUGCCUGAUCAGGGUGGCUGUGCCUAGUUCACAGCAUUUAGCCAGCACUUUCCAAUCAUAGAUUCAGUGUUGCGAGGGGAUGGUGAGCAAAUUUACCCUUAUUAGUUCCCCAUACUCUGUAUGAUAAUGAAUGGUGAAAAAAAUCAAGGGGGGAUUGAAACACACCAAGGGAAUGUUGUCUGUCAAAAUUUCCUUUGCUUACUUGCAUUCUGGCACCUGAUGCUGGGGUGUCGAAAAAUGGGAUGUGAUAUUGGGACAUCACUAAACAGUUGCAAAUCCUGCCUUCCCUCCCCCAAUUCCUUUUCUUAGCUUUGUAAAAAAACAAGCUAUAUCUUAAUUGUCUCUCAGAAACAAAGCUCUGAUGGCUUCCUCAUUGCUGUAUAUAUUUUCAGGUGCUUAGACCUGUCUUGACAGCAGGUAUGACAGGAUGACCCGGUUCGCAUCUAAUAACAAACCGUGGUUUAAUUAACCAUGGAUAGUUGAAUCAUGGGUUAUUGUUAUAUCUGAACCCAGAACUAUGGGUUGUUAGCCACUAACAACCCAUGAUGAAAACCCAUGGUUUGUUGUUGGGUUGUGAGAUGUGGGUUGCUUAGACAUGGGUUGUUGUUAUGUAUGAACCCAGAACUGGUUUGUUCAUGGCUUGAUUGCCAGGUUACAGAGGUGGCAGACAAAAGUAGUAACCAAAAAUAACCCAACCACUCUACAUGCCAGUACUCAGUGCUGCAAAGACAUGUGGGAUAGAGGGAGGGAGUGGGCAGAAGGGGCAGGAACCAAACAACCCAGGAAUUGAAAAAAACAACCUGCAGCUUGCUCAGUUGUCUGGCAGCCAAAUCAUGGAUUAACUCUUCAGCUAUUGGGCAGUAUAAAAAUGCAAUAAAUAAACUCUGGGUAAGGGAGCAACCUAUGGCCUAAUUGAACCAUGUGUUGUCAUAACAUGUCAACAAGGUAGCUAUGUAAAUUUUAGAGCACUGAGGGGGACAGUCACUUAACAGGAUUUGUGAAGGGCAGAAAAAUUGGCAGUUUUAAUGAUCUUCUUUUGGGUUGUUUUCUUUCACGAGGGACUCCAACAUUACCUCCUAGAAGCUCUUAUGCUGCCAGACCCCAGCCAUCCGACUUACUUAGUUAUUUGUAAAUUCAUAUUGUUGCCUUUCCAUAAAAAAUGGUCCUCAGUGUUGCUAGCAAUAAAAUCAACUUCUGUGCAACUUUAAACCCAAGACAAUCUAAAAACUAACAGCAGUACUCGGAGAUAAAAUACAGCAAGGUUAAAAAUGAUAAAACCUGCAAAAGCCUUGUACGAGAGAAGUUUUUGCCAACCAUGCAAAACAGCAAUUAAUUGGGUUUAGUGGAUCUUUCUGUGGAUAAGUUCCACAGUAACAGAGCCACCACUAAAAAGGAUCUGUUCCUGCUCCGGUAUAAUUUCAUGGUGACAGCAGUUGCAGCUGCAGUAGUUAUUCUCCAGCAGCUCUUAAUUCAUUGGAGGACAGGUGGAGUGCAUAGGUGCCUUGGACUCAGACCAUUUAAGGCUUUAAAAGUAAAAAACAAUACCUUAAACUUGGCUCAGCCAGUGCAAUUUUUUUAAAAAAGUAUUGGUGUUACAUGCUCCUGUAGCCUACUCCAGCUAAAAGCCAGGCUGUCCUUUUUCCAAGAACAGUCUGCAUAUAGGACAUUGCAGUAAUCAAGUAGGGAAGUCUCUAGAGUAUGCAAAACAGUGGCCAAGCCUUUAGCCUUCAGAAAAGCAUGCAACUGGCAUGAAAAAGUCCUGGCUGUGCCCAUCACCCUAGGUGUUAAAAAGUAAUACCAUAUCCAGAAUCACUUCCAAAUGAUGGACCUUUCUAUUUAAUGAAGCAAGUACAGGCAAUUCCCCCAUAUCUAGUUCAGCACAACCUCCCACUACCAACAGCUCCAUCUUGCCUGAAUUAAGUUUCACUUUGUUCUCAUCCGUCCAAUCUACUACCAAUUUAGGCAGCUGUUCAUGGAGGACCCUCCCACAGCUGAUGCAGAAGGGAAAGGGGAGAUAGAGCUGUAUCAUCAGCAUGCUGGCGACACCACACUCCAAUCCCCAGAAUGACUCCUCCCAGCAAUUUCAUGCACGGGUAGAAGAGCAAAUGAGAAAAGAUGGAAACCUGCAGUACAAUUCCCGUAGGAAAGAUCAGUAGACGUCCAGGAUCACUUCCUGGAACUUCCCUGCCAGGUUGAAGUGAAACUAUUGCAAAGCCAGGCCUCCUGCUCCCGACCUAUGCAAGCAGUCAAGAAGCAUUCCGUAGUCAAUACCUGUUCAGGAUCUAGGAGUCCUCUUGUCUCCAGGUGCAGGCUACCUGGCAGGGGCAUCCCAGACAGUUUCCAUCCAGAACCCCAGCUAGAAACCACACUGAAAUGGAUGAGCUGGAUCCAAGAGUACCUGGACCUGAUCAUCUUGGUUAAGAGUGGUAGAUGGGAAACAGGGCUAUGAUUUGCCAUAGGCCAGGGAUUGAGAGAUGGUUUCUUUAAAAGCACUCCUGGAAGCCAUGUAACUAUGACAAGAGUGGGCAGCUUGUGUGUCCCUCCCCCCUGAGAUGUUGACCAUUCUGGCUGGGGCUGAUGGGAUUGCAACCCAACAUUUGGAGGACUGCACAUUGACCACUUCUUUCAGCAUUCAAAUGGGAAUGCCAUAGAAAACAAUGCAAUGUAUAUAUAUGGCAUCCACACACUGAUCACAUUUGGACUGAAUCUGGUUUGUGCCUGAAUAUGUGUAUGGAUUUCUGUGGCUGGACUGGGAAGCUGGAGUUAGUGAGCAAAACACCUGGGAUGGGGGUUGGGGGGUUUCUUUCAAGGAAGUUUUUGAACUUUGGCACUUCCCAUCCUCGAAAUCAAGGGCGGAACGAGACUAGAGAUAAGAAAGUGGCAAACCGUUGCAGCGAGAAUAAAAAUUGGCCGUGUGUCACGAGACUUGGGUAUGAAAAGAUGGUGACCGGAAAUAGUGGGGGCUCCAUAGAGAGGCAAAAGUUUUAGCAGCAGUCUGGAUGAGGCAUCAAGCCCUGAAAGGAUGAAAUGUUUGAGACUGAAGUAUUAACAGAUUUUAUGUAAGGGACGGGGGUGCUCCCAAGGAAUACUCUUCCAAUUAUCAGUCUCUCCAGCAUUUUAGCUGUUAUGACUUGGGGUAUAAACAUUGGCCUUAUACUGCCUCCACCGAAGUAGACCAUUCUCUGCCAAAGCUCACGCCACAAUAAAUGGCUCAAAAGUGUCACAGCA